GUGCUUGAACUGGGAUUUAAUUUCUCAUCCUAUGGAUCACUGAACGAGUAACAGAUGGCCUUGCCUCGUCUUACAGGCGCUUUACGCUCCUUUUCAAAUGUCACUAAACAUGAGGAUUACAGUGAAGAAUUAGCUGACUUAACGACUAAAAGAUCAAAACUACAUGAACAGUUGCUGAAGUCUGAUCUUACUUGGAAGAAGAUAAUAAAGUUUGUUGAUGACAAUUUGGACAAAAAAGAACACCAAACUGUAAAUGGUGAUUUAAAAACUAUAUUACAAGCUGCAAAACAAAUAGUUGGAGCUGAAAAUGGACAAGAAGCAAUUGAAAGUGGAGCUGUUUUUCUCUUUAAGACAUUUCACAGGAAAGAAUGUGUUGGUCAUGAUGAGACAAAGGCGAUCAAGCAGAUGUUUGGGCCGUUUCCAUCAUCAUCUGCUACUGCAGCUUGUAAUGCCACAUGUCGGAUUGCUUCUCACUUCACUGAAGAACAGCUUACAGCCCUCAUACAGAUGGCUGAAGAGCAAAAUGGUGAUCACAGGGUGUUCUUCGGUAAAAAUAUAGUGUUUUCAUUUGACAUGCAUGAUUUGGAUCACUCUGAGGAGCUGCCUGUGAAUGGUGAGGCUGAUGCGCAGAAAAUUAUAAGCUUAGAUUAUAACAAAUUUCUGAAUAACCAGCUGAAUCACUUACAGAAUUACUGUGAUGAGAAAUCUGAUCCCAAGUCUUCGGAAAAAGUAGAUGAUUCUUUUUUAUGGUGUGAAGUUGGAAAGUAUCUGAAUGAAUCUCAAGGGGGUACCCCUGGAGGGCCAACAACAGAAGACCUCUGCUGUACUUUGUACGAGAUGCUUGCUUCUACCAAAAGUGGCGAUGAACUUCAAAAUGAG
Messenger RNA from Fulmarus glacialis (Northern fulmar), 879 nucleotides. RefSeq names its product activating signal cointegrator 1 complex subunit 3-like. The record is from RefSeq and is a predicted model, not a curated record. The annotation marks the transcript as partial. The transcript is spliced from 3 exons. Lineage: Eukaryota; Metazoa; Chordata; Aves; Procellariiformes; Procellariidae.